This is a messenger RNA of Wasmannia auropunctata (little fire ant), 491 nucleotides long. RefSeq names its product histone H2B. The record is from RefSeq and is a predicted model, not a curated record. Gene Ontology annotation, molecular function: DNA binding; protein heterodimerization activity; structural constituent of chromatin. The coding region runs from base 67 to 438 and encodes 123 amino acids. The transcript has a single exon. Gene Ontology annotation, cellular component: nucleosome. Lineage: Eukaryota; Metazoa; Arthropoda; Insecta; Hymenoptera; Formicidae.
AUCGACGCUCAGACUUCGUUGGGUGCUGAACUCGUACGCUGAGAGAACUCGUCUACUGAUUUCGACAUGCCACCGAAAGCCAGUGGUAAGGCGGUGAAGAAGGCCGGCAAGGCUCAGAAGAACAUUAGCAAGACCGACAAGAAGAAGAAGCGUAAGAGGAAGGAGAGCUAUGCUAUCUACAUCUACAAGGUGUUGAAACAAGUGCAUCCCGACACCGGAAUCUCCAGCAAAGCCAUGAGCAUCAUGAACAGUUUCGUUAACGAUGUGUUCGAGAGAAUCGCCGCCGAGGCAUCGAGACUGGCUCACUAUAACAAGAGAUCGACGAUCACGUCCCGUGAGAUACAAACUGCAGUGAGACUUCUUUUACCCGGAGAAUUGGCUAAGCACGCGGUCAGUGAGGGAACUAAAGCAGUGACCAAAUACACCAGCUCCAAGUAAAGCAACAAUUAAUACACGUUGCAUCCGUAUAUAUCGGCCCUUUUCAGGGCCAA